AUGGCAAGGAACAUCGACUCUUUCGAACAACUUACUUUCCGAAACGGAUGUCUGCGGAUGAGAAGAUAUGGUCCAACGCCAGCAUUGACAAUCUUCGUCGCUUACGCUCCAACAUCAUGCUACAAAGAAAAAAAAGUAGAAGCUUUCUAUGUGGACCUAGAAAAGCUCUACAGAGAAGACCACACUUUCUACAAGGUCAUUCUUGGUGAUUUUAACGGCAAGAUGUUCAACAGAAGAAGGCCUGAGUAA
Messenger RNA from Necator americanus (New World hookworm), 249 nucleotides. RefSeq lists its product as uncharacterized. Bases 1 to 249 code for a protein of 82 amino acids. The record is from RefSeq and is a predicted model, not a curated record. The transcript has a single exon. NCBI's taxonomy places the organism in Eukaryota, Metazoa, Nematoda, Chromadorea, Rhabditida, Ancylostomatidae.